Cydia amplana is the source of this 2476-nucleotide messenger RNA. RefSeq names its product protein kinase C (gene Pkc98E). The coding region runs from base 258 to 2456 and encodes 732 amino acids. Gene Ontology annotation, biological process: protein phosphorylation. Gene Ontology annotation, cellular component: nucleus; cytoplasm. Gene Ontology annotation, molecular function: diacylglycerol-dependent serine/threonine kinase activity; ATP binding. The transcript is spliced from 19 exons. NCBI's taxonomy places the organism in Eukaryota, Metazoa, Arthropoda, Insecta, Lepidoptera, Tortricidae. The record is from RefSeq and is a predicted model, not a curated record.
UAUUUGAAUAUUAUAAUUUAUCCCCAAAAUUCCUCAUCACCAAAAACUCUAUCCCGAAACUUUUUAAAAUCGAAUAGGAAUCCAUUAGCAACCAUAGAGUAAAACAUCCAUCCAUGGCGGAUCUCGUCGCUGUCAAGACUUUUAUUUAAUUCUGUUUCAAUUAUGAAGCACCUUCAAUGAUUUUGAGUGGGCUUAUAGUGUGGAAGUGAUCGUGUGGUGGCGCGGCGCGUUGCCGGCGAUCCGGUUGUGUCAGCGCCAUGUUCAGCGGAACGGUGCGCGUCAAGGUGUGUGAGGCCACGGGCCUCAGGCCGACUGACUUUCAGAAACGGCACAACAUGACCUUCGGGAAACCAGACGACCAGCCGAUAGACCCGUACGUGUCGAUCGACGCGGACGAGCACCACCUGGACCGCUCCACCACCAAGCCCAAGACCUUCGACCCCGUGUGGAACGAGACCUUCAUCCACGAAGUGCAGAACGUCGCCAGCUUGGGGAUCACUGUAUUUCACGAUGCCGCCAUACCUCCGGAUGAUUUUGUUGCAAACUGCACCAUUCCUUUUGAAGAUUUAACUCAUCGUGAUAAAGACGCCACAGACUUUUGGGUGGAUCUAGAACCUCAAGGAAAACUGCAUCUGAAAAUAGAUCUGAAAUGGAAUUCUCAAGGCUCGGGCGGCGGCGGCGAGGCGGCUCGCGCGCCGGCGCGCGGGCGCGAGUUCAAGGAGGGCGCCGGCUUCGCGCGCCGCCGGGGCGCCAUGCGCCGCCGAGUGCACCAGGUCAACGGACACAAGUUCAUGGCCACCUUCCUGCGCCAGCCCACCUUCUGCUCGCACUGCCGCGAGUUCAUCUGGGGUCUCGGGAAACAAGGAUAUCAAUGUCAAGUGUGCACCUGCGUGGUCCACAAGCGCUGCCACUCGUCCGUCGUCACCAAGUGUCCCGGGAUGAAGGAAGAGCAACACGGCGCCGUGGGCGUAUCGGGCGGGCAGCGGUUCAGCGUGAACGUGCCGCACCGGUUCGUGGUGCACUCGUACAAGCGGUUCACGUUCUGCGACCACUGCGGCUCGCUGCUCUACGGCCUCAUCAAGCAGGGGCUGCAGUGUGAAGUGUGCUCGAUGAACGUGCACAAACGCUGCCAGAAGAACGUGGCCAACAACUGCGGCAUCAACACCAAGGCCAUGGCCGAGAUCCUCUCCGAGAUGGGCAUCUCCCCGGACAAGAACCCGCGUCCCCGGACCUCCAAGUACAACCCCGUGCUGAUGGAGGGCGGCGGCGACGCGGCGGCCGACGCCGACAAGGAGCCGCUCGACAAGCACGACGACAAAGGCAAGCCCCUACCGUCGGCGCCGUUCGGCGGCGGCGACCAUUGGGACGACCUGAAAGACAUAUUUACGUGCUGCGAAGGUGGCGACAUGGCGGGCGCGCGCGACAAGGUGUCGCUGGAGGACUUCACGUUCAUCAAGGUGCUGGGCAAGGGCUCCUUCGGGAAGGUCAUGCUCGCCGAGAAGAAGGGCACCGAUGAGGUGUACGCGGUGAAAGUGCUGAAGAAGGACGCCAUCAUCCAGGACGACGACGUGGAGUGCACGCUGACGGAGCGGCGCGUGCUGGCGCUGGCGGCGCGGCACCCCUUCCUCACGGCGCUGCACUGCGCCUUCCAGACCCGCGACCGGCUGUUCUUCGUCAUGGAGUACGUCGACGGUGGCGACCUCAUGUUCCAGAUACAGCGCGCGAGGAAGUUCCACGAGCCCCGCGCCAGGUUCUACGCAGCCGAGGUGACCCUGGCUCUACAGUUCCUGCACGCACACGGCGUCAUCUACCGCGACCUGAAGCUGGACAACAUAUUACUAGACGCCGACGGUCACUGCAAGCUCGCAGACUUCGGCAUGUGCAAGGAGGGCAUACUAGAUGGAGCGACUACUACGACCUUUUGCGGUACUCCAGACUACAUAGCCCCUGAGAUCCUGCAAGAGCUGGAGUACGGUCCGUCGGUGGACUGGUGGGCGCUCGGCGUGCUGCUGUACGAGAUGCUGGCCGGCCAGCCGCCCUUCGAGGCCGACAACGAGGACGACCUGUUCGAGUCCAUCCUGCACGACGACGUGCUGUACCCCGUCUGGCUGUCCAAGGACGCCGUGUCCAUCCUCAAGGGCUUCAUGACGAAGAACCCUUUGCGGCGGCUGGGCGUGGCGGGCGGCUCGGCCGGCAUCCGCGCGCACGCCUUCUUCAAGGACGUGGACUGGGACGCGCUGCAGCAGCGCCGCCUGCGCCCGCCCUUCCGACCCAAGGUAUGUAGCAAGCGCGAGGCGGUGAACUUCGACGCGGAGUUCACGAAGGAGGAGCCCGUGCUCACGCCCGUGCCGCCCGACGUCGUGCGCACCAUCAACCAGGAGGAGUUCCGCGGCUUCUCGUUCGUGAACUCUGACUUCACGCCGACGCCGGCGCCGGCGCUGGCGCCCGCCAACUGACUCCCCCGCGUACGUGUCGG